GCUUUCCGCUUUGUUCUGGCACACCGAGUGAUAGUUUGGAAAGGCCAUAGCAGCAGAGACAUUGGCAAGAAUGGCAUCGGUGACAUCAGCAGCGCUCAGAAAGAGAAAGACCCUGAAGAAGGGUAUUCAGUUCACGCUCAUGGUUGUGGGCCAAUCAGGUAGUGGUAGAUCUACGUUUAUCAACUCGUUGUGUGGCCAGCAGGUUGUUGAGCCCUCGAGCACGAUCCCGUUGGCAACUGAUGACUCUGUGGAGAGAGACUUCCGGCUCAGGGAGGAGAACGUUGAGUUGGAGGACAAUGAGGGUGUCAAGAUCUCGCUCAGCAUCAUCGAUACGCCAGGGUUUGGCGAUUCGCUAGACAACUCGUCCAAUUUCAACAUUGUCACUGACUACUUGAAACAUCAGUACGAUGAGGUUCUGCUGGAGGAGUCGCGGGUGAGAAGAAACCCUCGUUUCAAGGACUCUAGGGUUCACGCGGUGAUCUACUUUAUAAACGCGACGGGCCAUGGGUUGAAGGAGAUUGACGUGGAGAUGCUGAAGAGGUUGACCGGCCUGGUCAACAUCAUACCUGUGAUCAGUAAAGCCGACGCUCUGACACGUGAGGAGUUGGCAUUGAACAAGAAACUGAUCCUUGAGGACCUGAAACACUACGGGAUCGAAUACUACUACUUCCCAUACGACUUGGAAACCGACGAUAACGAAACAGUCGACACGAACUCGUAUUUGAGAUCUUUGAUCCCGUUCUCUGUAAUUGGCUCAAACCAAGUGUUUGAAGUUGAAGGUGAACUGAUUAGAGGAAGAAAAUACCCAUGGGGUUUCAUCAACAUUGAAGACCACGAACUGUCCGAUUUCGUGAUAUUGAGGAAUCUGUUACUCAUCUCUCAUCUCCAAGAUCUCAAGGAUUAUACGCAUGAAAUAUUGUACGAAAAGUACAGAACCGAGGCCCUGAGCGGCUCUGGUGGCUCACUGCCAGAUCAUCUCACGAGCCAGUUCAACGCUGAGCCUUCAAUCAAGUCCCCACUGGUCAAACAAGACCCUGAUGCGUCUUUGCAGUCUCCAUCACUGAACAACGAUACAUACCUGGCCCGUGAAGAACAAAUCAGACUAGAAGAAGAAAGAUUGAAGGCGUUCGAAGAACGUGUUCAAAAGGACUUGCUACAGAAGAAGAAGGAACUGAUGGAGAGAGAACGGGAACUGAGGGAAAUCGAAGAGAGGCUAGAAAGAGAGGCUCGUAUUAAGAGUGAGGAUUGA
This is a messenger RNA of Williopsis jadinii, 1249 nucleotides long. It is a transcript of the gene CDC11, whose product is annotated as septin CDC11. The record is from RefSeq and is a predicted model, not a curated record. Gene Ontology annotation, biological process: actomyosin contractile ring assembly; cellular bud neck septin ring organization; protein localization to bud neck. Lineage: Eukaryota; Fungi; Ascomycota; Saccharomycetes; Phaffomycetales; Wickerhamomycetaceae. The transcript has a single exon. Gene Ontology annotation, cellular component: cell division site; cytosol; septin complex. The coding region runs from base 71 to 1249 and encodes 392 amino acids. Gene Ontology annotation, molecular function: GTPase activity; GTP binding; molecular adaptor activity.